GGCGCCAAGCCAACCUGCAAAAAAAAAAAAAAAAAAGAGGGAAAAGUGGAAAAGCCGAAUACGCCUUGCAAUGUCGACGAUCUUCAUCGCUGUUCAAUGCUGCCAAUGCUCGACAAUGCAGGUGAAGCAGCAGAAGAAGAGCAGCAACAAAUGGAACUGUGUGAUCUGCAACCGGAAGCAGUCCAUUCGUAAGGUAUUUGCUCAAGGAUUCCUUGCUAGAGAUGUCCGCAAGUUCGUCCAGAGUUUCAACAUGUCCCGGAAAUUUAUCGAAGAAAAUGUAGAAAAGGAAACCCUAAGUCCACCACCACUACCACCAAAAGAAGAGAUCCAUAAUCCCACUAAGAGAAGAAGUGAUUGGAAAGAGUACCUCGAUCCGGAAGACUUCGUCGAUGACAAGCAAGAGGAACAAGCAACAGCCUUAUGCGUAGGUGGUGUUUCUGAACCGAAAAUCGUGACGGAGUUGCCGAAGGAGAUGUUUAAGAAACCCAAAUUGAAGAACUACUCUGCUGGAUUGGACACUGGAGAUGGAGCAAAUAGACUUUUGAAGCCCAAUUUCUCAAAUAGAAAGAGGGUGAUCAAUCCACUCGUUCCUCAAAAGAACAAGGAAGAGGGGAAGGAGUUGCAGUCAGGAAGGGAAAAGGGAACAGCAUCAAAGUGGAGCAAUUUCUUAGCAGAGGAAGAUGAAGAUGAGUUGUUAAUGCAAAGAGGGCGGAGAGAUGUCCGGGAUCCAUGGUGCCAACCUGAUAUUCUGGACACUCCAGUCAGUGAUCAAAGGGUUGAAGACGAAGUCCACCCGGAUUUCAAGUGA
Messenger RNA from Telopea speciosissima, 808 nucleotides. RefSeq names its product MRN complex-interacting protein. The coding region runs from base 71 to 808 and encodes 245 amino acids. The record is from RefSeq and is a predicted model, not a curated record. The transcript has 4 exons. NCBI's taxonomy places the organism in Eukaryota, Viridiplantae, Streptophyta, Magnoliopsida, Proteales, Proteaceae. Gene Ontology annotation, molecular function: chromatin binding. Gene Ontology annotation, cellular component: nucleus. Gene Ontology annotation, biological process: mitotic G2 DNA damage checkpoint signaling.